Linum trigynum is the source of this 3780-nucleotide messenger RNA. NCBI's taxonomy places the organism in Eukaryota, Viridiplantae, Streptophyta, Magnoliopsida, Malpighiales, Linaceae. The record is from the annotation of a GenBank genome assembly.
AGAACAGCCUCUCAACACAUAUGAUUCGUUUAACAUAUCCCAAAUAAACUUAUUUUGUAUGUCCGUUGAGUUUUACUAUUUAGAGCACAAAUUAAUAGGAGUUUGAGACAUGAUAUUAUACUCUAAUCUCAAAUGGGUGAAUCCCAAUUCCUAAUUCUCUUACCCAAAUCAUAAGAUUUAUUUAAUCUAAAAAAAAUAAUAACCGACAAUUUUAAUCAAGCUAAAUAUAUUAAAGUGCAACAACCAAAUGUUAACACAAACGUACGAUAGCCUUUGUCCUGAAUAUUAUGAUUUCUAAUAAAUGUCAGCUCCAUCGUAUGUUAUAUGCUCAUUUUGAUUCCCAAGAUAAUACUUGGAGUCAGUUUUGGUGGUCAGCUGCUGUUUUGGUCAUCACUUGCUUGGGAGCUUCGUAUUUUUUUGUUUUUGUCAUCACCUCUUUGUGUUCAGCUGCUUUUUGGAUUGCUGCCAUGGUUGGUGCGCUUGGAGGGUGGUUUUUUAUACAGCAGUUCUUGCUGGUUUUUGUUGGCUGUAUAUUUAUACUUUUGUGUUCUGUUAAUAAUAUUAUUUCACCCUUAUAAUUUUUUUUUUACUGAUAUGAUAAAAGUUUCGUACAAUAUUAUGUGUCAGACAUCUGAUUAUUCGAUUUCAACCACACCUGACUGACUUUGGUGCCUAAGGUGGACUCGGUGAAGUCUAUGAAGCAGAUUAGACCGAUUAGUCUAUGUCAACUUUUUUACAAGAUUAUUUCUAAAAUCAUGGCGGAGCGGAUGGCUGUUGUUUUGCCUUCCAUUAUCUCACCGGAGCAAAAUGGGUUUAUCCGUGGUCGUCAGAUUGUUGACAAUGUUCUGAUUGGGCAUGAGGUGAUGCACUAUCUUAAGAUCAAGAAGCGAGGGAAGAAGUCUUACCUGGCUCUAAAGGUUGACAUGGAAAAGGCCUAUGAUAGAGUAGAGUGGGACUUCUUGUUUGCAAUCAUGACUAAGAUGGGUUUUAGUCGGCGAUGGAUAGAAUGGGUACAGGAAUGCGUCUCGACGGCGUCUUUCUCUGUUAUGAUGAACGGAGUGCCUGCAGGGUAUUUCCGCUCGACGAGAGGGCUACGACAGGGGGAUCCGUUAUCUCCGCUAUUAUUUGCCAUUUGUUCUGAAGGAUUCGCGGCUCUGUUGAGACAGGCUAUCUCGGAGAAAAAGCUAGUGGGGGUUAAGGUGAACCCAAGAUGCCCUAGCAUUUCCCAUUUAUUUUUUGCAGAUGAUUCUUAUCUGUUCUUGAGAGCGUCUCGACAGGAGUGUGACGCAUUGGUGCAGUUGCUUCACAGGUAUCAGGAGCUGAGUGGGCAGAAAGUUAAUUUGAAUAAGUCGGCAGUAUGUUUUAGUGGGAAUGUAGACCCGGUAGAGGCAGAUGAGAUGGCGGGUGUGCUGGGUGUUGGGGCUGUAGGAGUUCAGGACAAGUACCUAGGCCUGCCCACUCUAGUGCAGCGGUCUAAGGUGGAGACAUUUCGGUAUUUGGAGGAGCGAUUAUUGGCUAAGCUUCAGGGUUGGAAGCAGAGAAAUUUGUCGUGGGCAGCAAAGGAGGUUCUGCUUAAAGCAGUGGCGGCUGCACUCCCAAUCUAUGUUAUGUCUUGUUUUCUCUUGCCAGUAACCUUAUGUAGAAAAUUGGACAAGCAUAUGGCUCGCUUUUGGUGGGGGUACUCGGUGGAUAAGGAAAAGGCGCAUUGGGUUUCCUGGCGGAACCUGUGUCGUAGCAAAUUCGAUGGUGGGCUUGGGUUUAGACGCUUCGAGGACUUCAACCAAGCUUUGUUGGCAAAAGUGGCUUGGCGGGUUUGGCAGGAACCGCAUACUCUACUGGCACAGGUCUUGAAGGGGAAGUACUUUGCGCACACUUCGAUACUACAAGCGAAGCGUGGUUCUAGACCGUCCUGGGGGUGGACUAGUGUGCUCCAUGGCAGAGAUUUAUUGCAGCAGGGGUUAGUUUGGCAGAUUGGUGAUGGGAAAGACGUGAGGGUGCUGGAAGAUCGUUGGAUCCCAGGGGUGAGGCGUGAGGAGGUUUGUAUACUCCCCUCCGCCCCGGUGUUGACAGAAGCCAGGGUAGAGUCGUUCUUGGUCCCUGGGUCGGGGAAAUGGUGUGUUGAGUGUCUCCAACAGUGUUUCCCUGAGUCAGUGAUGCAGCGGAUUUGCUCCAUUCCAUUGCCAGUUCGGCAGAUACCGGAUCGGUGUGUUUGGGCUUGGGAGUCAGAUGGGGAGUAUACAGUGAAGUCGGGGUACCACCUGGCUCUUCAGAUCAGUCGUGCAGCUCCGGGAUGGAAGGAGGAGGUUUCAUUCUUUGAUAUGGGAUUUUGGAAGAAAGUGUGGGGUUUUCCGCUGCCUCCUAAGUUGAAAUUCUUUGUAUGGCAACUUCUUAGGCGGGUGUUACCCACUGCGGAGGCUAUCUUUGAAAAGAGGGGACAAAAUCCGACUGAGGUCCGGGACCCCCCUGAAGAUGGUGAGACACUCUCUCCCAGAUGCCCGGUCUGCUGGGAACCGGUGGAGACCCUGGAGCAUUUAUUUUUGUCUUGUAGAGUUGCAGUGGACCUAUGGAAUCGCUCGGGUGUGACAGGUGUGGAUGGGAUGGCGGGGGUGUCUAACUUUGCUUUGUUCUUCCGUAGGAUGGUUGAACAGGAUGAUGGGACAGAGCGGAUUGUGCGUAUGGUGGCUCUGCUUUGGAGAAUUUGGAAGAGCCGGAAUUGGGUAGUCUUUGAGCAUAUACAGUACGAUUUAACAUGCUUAGUUCGUCAGUUUGAGAUGCAGGUGCGUGAAUGGAUGGCGUUUGUUCAGCCAGAGCAAGUACCGGUGCUUCAGCGGCGAAUUUCGUCUGGAGGACGGGGUCCGGUCCAGUUGCAUCUGGCGUUGCCGUUUUCGUGUUAUGUGGAUGGGGCAGUGGCGCCGGGAUCACAUGGUGCGGGGGGCUUGGUUGUCCGCGAUGGCAUGGGACGGGUGUGUAUGGUCAAGGGAUUUUAUUAUGCAGGUAUUGUGGAUCAUUUUCUCGUGGAGUUAGUGGCGUUUCGGGACGCUAUCCAGUGGUGCUUAGGGAAGGGGAUGGAUGCAGUUUGGUUUUAUGGAGAUGCCAAAGGUGUGAUUGAGAAGAUUCAGCGACGGGAUGCGCGGGAUAUGAAGGGGGGGCGCAUACUUGUGGAAAUUGAGGAGUUGCGGAGGCAGUAUUGGUCUUUUGGUGUCUCUUUUGUUGGCAGGAAUGACAAUCGGGUGGCUCAUGAUGUAGCCAGGAAGACCCUCUCUUUGUUAUCUGCUGUUGUUGCGAGUUUUGAUUUUGAUCAGUGGUUUCAUUUUGGAUUGUAAAACUUUGCUAUCUUUGAUUUGGUAAUACCAGUUAUCUAUUGCUAAAAAAAACAUAUCCUUGAUGACUCACAUGCCACGUGUGCUAACCAUUUUGUACUUUUCCCUUCAAUUCAACUACCAAACCCAUAUGUCUAUGCUAAUUUGUACAUUUCAUUCGCCAUUAGAUUAGGAUUAACGAAAUUGAGGUUGGUUAAUGGAAUCAAAAUAAGAAACAAAUAAUGAAUUUUCAACAUACAUAAGGCAGGUAAAUCAUUGAUGACAUGUUCAUUAAGCAUGAGUGAGUUUGAGGCCAUUAAUUAUGUCCUUAAUUAAAUUGAAAAUUGACCCCAAUACAUACAGCAUCAUGAAUUACUUUCACAGUUUUAAUGAAUACAUCUCAAAGCUGUUAUUCUGUUUAAAUGUUUUCUCCAAUCCCCAUCUGCUACAUAAGGCAAAAAAAUUAAGAUAAGAUAUUGGA